Molecule: messenger RNA, 2132 nt
Organism: Sphaeramia orbicularis (orbiculate cardinalfish)
Lineage: Eukaryota; Metazoa; Chordata; Actinopteri; Kurtiformes; Apogonidae
Product: phosphoglycerate mutase 1
Exons: 4
Coding region: 134-898 (254 amino acids)
Biological process (GO): glycolytic process
Molecular function (GO): intramolecular phosphotransferase activity
Source: RefSeq, a predicted model, not a curated record
GGUCUCACCGGUUUGCAACGAGUGGACAGGACCGUCUGCACAGCCUGGAACCGGACAUCCUCAUCCUCUGCUCUUGUUACUGUGUCCUUUUACACAUUUUUUUUUCCAGUUUUAACCAUCCGCCGGCUCAGUUAUGGCCGCCUACAAACUAGUCCUGAUCCGCCACGGAGAGAGCAACUGGAACCAGGAGAACCGCUUCUGCGGAUGGUUCGACGCGGAUUUGAGCGAAACCGGAGAGAAAGAGGCGAAGAGGGGAGGACAGGCCCUGAAAGAUGCCAACUUCCAGUUUGACAUUUGCUACACGUCUGUGCUGAAGCGAGCCAUCAGGACGCUGUGGCAUGUCUUGGACAGCAUUGACCAGAUGUGGGUCCCUGUACAUCGCACCUGGCGUCUCAAUGAGCGCCACUACGGAGGUCUAACAGGCCUGAACAAGGCCGAGACAGCCGCCAAGCACGGAGAGGCUCAGGUGAAGGUCUGGAGGCGCUCUUUUGACAUCCCUCCUCCUCCCAUGGGUCCAGAUCAUGACUACUACUCCAUCAUCAGCAAGGAUCGCCGCUAUGCAGACCUGACCGAAGACCAGCUUCCCUCCUGUGAGAGCUUGAAGGACACCAUUGCCCGGGCACUGCCUUUCUGGAAUGAGGAGAUUGCCCCCCAGAUCAAAAAGGGGAAGAGGGUGCUCAUCGCUGCCCAUGGAAACAGUCUGAGGGGCAUCGUGAAGCACCUGGAAGGAAUGUCUGAUGAGGCCAUCAUGGAGCUCAACCUGCCCACAGGCAUCCCCAUCCUCUAUGAGCUGGACAAAAACCUGAAACCUGUGAAGCCGAUGCAGUUUCUGGGAGAUGAAGAGACGGUGCGCAAAGCCAUGGAGGCUGUGGCCGCUCAGGGCAAGGCCAAGAAGUAAACCAACUGCCAUGGGAAUAGUUUUAUUUUUCCUAAAUCCUAAUUUAUUCGUGGAUUGACGAGUAUUCUGUAGAUCGUUGACAAAGGCAACCUCAUAUAUACGCACACAGUGAAGGGACGUUAGACAGUAAAGGCGAUGCAACUCUUAAGAGAUCGUAAAUAAGUUUAGAUAUAAUGAAGGUAUAAAUGAAUUUAAAGAAGCAGUAUUCAUGAUAAUCACUGAAGGCUUGAAAAUCUGAGCAACAGACACUUUACUUUUGAUUUGAUUUUAUAUCAUAUCAUGAUUUUUGCCUUGUUUAGUCCUUUUUCAGAAACAUACGAUUUAAAGUAUGGCUGUAUUUUCCUAGGUUUGAUGUCAAAGUAAAUUAUAGAUAUGUCAGAUGCACCAAAAACAAGUAUUGGCUGCUGUCUUGCGCACAGUUAGCCAGAAUAAUGCAGGUUCUAUUUACAGACUGUUUAUACAGACUGUCAGCAUCAGCAAAACAAUGCAGACUGGAAGUGAAAAGUAUCUUCAUAUAUAAAAUAAUGCAUAAUGUUUUACUAUCAAGGUAGAAAUAAAUACAAAUAUUAAAAAACUAACUAUACAUACAUUUCUAUCAUUCCAGCUUUACGUGGCACUACUAAGCAAAUACAGAUGUGUCUGUAGGGAAGAUCUAACUGCAUGUGAGUGAUCAUGUCUGAUACGAGGUCAGCACUAACAUGGUCAUUAUUGUACUGUGUUAGAAGAUGAGAUGGAGCACAGUUGUUUGCUGUAAAGCUUACUUUACCUGCACUAAACAUUUUAAGUUUUGUUUGAGAUGUUUCAGUGUUUUGCCACAAAAGGGACCACUGGAGUAUUCUAAAUCCAUUAUGUAAAUCUUAUUAUUUAAUUAACAAAGAGAUAAUUUUGCAAUCUCUUGAGAGUAGCGCAGGGCCACACAUACAAUUCAACAGUCCUCGUCUCUUAUUUCCUCUGUUAAUGAACAGUGUUGUUUGUGUGUGGUUUCUAUGGUGUUGAUGUCUUAUUUGUCUCUGAAUUUUGUCUUUGUGUCUAUAAAUGGUGCCAAACCCUGUGACCUGCUGUCGGUAUUGCACUGUAAAGUGAUCUGUUAUUUGGAUUAUACCCCCAGUUUCACUUAACUAUGGUUAAAUAAAAUAUCUAAAUUUAACUAAUACCUCUUUACUGUGUUUUGACUGUCUGUUGUCUGUCUGUGUGCUGUAGAGAUUUGUGUAAUAAAGACAACUCCUACAAAGAG